AUGAGUAUAACACGUGUGUCAGCAAAAUCAAAAACUGUUGAAGAUGAAAUACUCGAUCGCCUUCGACGCGAUGGAGUCGUUAUUGUUACUGAAAUGUUUGAGAAAAAUCUUAUUGAACAAGUGAAAAACGAUCUUGAACCUCAUUUUGAUACUGAUGUUAUCGAUGAAUCAGGCUUCUUUCCAUCGACAACGCAGAGAGCUACGGGUCUGUUCGGAAUAUCACGAGCAUGUAUCGAUUUAGCAAUGCAUCCAUUAUUUCUAUCGGUAGCGAAUCGUUUGUUAACGUCAACGUAUUCAUUCUAUCUUGGCUCGAUGAAGAAAACUGCCGUGUCAAAACCGAUUAUUUCUUCCACUGUUGGCUUUCGUGUCAAUCCUGGUGGUAAACAACAAGAACUUCAUCGUGAUUGUAAUGAUUUUCAUACUCGACCAUGUGAUUGGCCAGCAAUGAUUGGUUGUGUUACUGCUUUGACACGAACGCAUCGAAAUAAUGGGGCAACGAUUGUUAUUCCUGGUUCACAUUUAUGGACAGAUGAAAAUCGUUUUCCAUUGGUAGAAGAAGCUGUACCUGCUGAAUUAGAACCCGGUGAUGCAACUAUUUUUGUGGGAAAUCUUUAUCAUGCUGCAGGAGCAAAUACUACUAAGGAUGAACGACGUGAAACUGUUGGAAUAUUUAUGGCAAAAAGCUACUAUCGGCAAGCUGAAAACGAAUAUCUAAUGGUACCACCUGAACGUUGCAAAGAACUGCAAUUAACUCCAGAUGAGCUGCGUGUUCUUGGCUAUGGGAUAUCUGAACCAAGUUGUGGUUUUGUUAAAUAUAAAGAUCCAAUGGAAUCCAUUUUUGGAAUUAUAGAUGAUCAGACUGUUCGAUUAUAA
This is a messenger RNA of Adineta ricciae, 873 nucleotides long. The record is from the annotation of a GenBank genome assembly. NCBI's taxonomy places the organism in Eukaryota, Metazoa, Rotifera, Eurotatoria, Adinetida, Adinetidae.